Molecule: messenger RNA, 4699 nt
Organism: Oenanthe melanoleuca
Lineage: Eukaryota; Metazoa; Chordata; Aves; Passeriformes; Muscicapidae
Gene: CDH7
Product: cadherin 7
Exons: 11
Coding region: 202-2559 (785 amino acids)
Biological process (GO): calcium-dependent cell-cell adhesion; cell-cell junction assembly; homophilic cell-cell adhesion
Cellular component (GO): plasma membrane; adherens junction; catenin complex
Molecular function (GO): cadherin binding; calcium ion binding
Source: RefSeq, a predicted model, not a curated record
ACACCAUUUCUUUGGUGAAGGCUAUUCAACAUUGGUGACAUCUUCCAAUCGACCACUCUGCAAAUUAUUGUCUCUGGACUCCCAGCUGACACCCUGCCGGAGGCUAGAGCUACUGAGACAACUGGAAUUGUGCCUGCUUUGGUCAAGGUUUUUUCUUUCACCGAGGAAAAUUAGAAAAAAAAAAAAAAAAAAAAAAAAAAGAUGAAGUUGGGCAAAGUGGAGUUUUGCCAUUUUCUUCAGAUACUAGCUCUUUUCCUGUGUCUUUCUGGGAUGAAUCAAGCAGAGCUCACAAGGUCCAGGUCAAAGCCCUAUUUUCAAUCAGGGAGGACGAGAACCAAACGCAGCUGGGUGUGGAAUCAAUUCUUUGUGCUGGAAGAAUACAUGGGUACAGACCCACUCUAUGUAGGAAAGCUCCACUCUGAUGUAGACAAAGGCGACGGUUCCAUCAAGUACAUCUUGUCGGGCGAGGGGGCGAGUUCCAUUUUCAUUAUUGACGAGAACACGGGGGACAUCCACGCGACCAAGCGGCUGGACCGCGAGGAGCAGGCGUACUACACGCUGCGGGCGCAGGCGCUGGACCGGCUCACCAACAAACCCGUGGAGCCCGAGUCCGAGUUCGUCAUCAAGAUCCAGGACAUCAACGACAACGAGCCAAAGUUCCUGGAUGGUCCCUACACCGCCGGAGUUCCUGAGAUGUCUCCCGUGGGUACCUCUGUGGUUCAAGUGACAGCCACUGAUGCAGAUGAUCCUACGUAUGGCAACAGUGCUCGAGUGGUUUACAGCAUAUUGCAAGGACAGCCCUACUUCUCUGUGGAGCCCAAAACAGGUGUUAUCAAGACUGCCCUUCCAAACAUGGACAGAGAAGCCAAGGACCAGUACCUGUUAGUUAUCCAGGCAAAGGACAUGGUUGGGCAGAACGGGGGAUUGUCAGGGACUACAUCUGUCACUGUCACCCUGACUGAUGUUAAUGACAACCCGCCCCGCUUUCCGCGCAGAUCAUACCAGUAUAAUGUCCCAGAGUCUUUGCCAGUGGCUUCUGUGGUGGCCAGAAUAAAAGCUGCAGAUGCAGAUGUUGGACCAAAUGCUGAAAUGGAGUACAAGAUUGUGGAUGGUGAUGGUUUGGGAGUAUUCAAAAUUUCUGUUGACAAAGACACCCAGGAGGGAAUCAUAACUAUUCAGAAGGAGCUGGAUUUUGAAGCUAAGACAAGCUAUACCUUGAGGAUAGAAGCAGCCAAUAUGCAUGUUGACCCUCGUUUCCUGAGUCUGGGGCCCUUCAGCGACAUGACAACAGUGAAGAUAAUUGUAGAGGAUGUUGAUGAGCCGCCGGUGUUCACUUCACGUCUGUACUCCAUGGUGGUGUCUGAAGCAGCAAAGGUUGGCACCAUCAUUGGAACUGUAGCAGCCCAUGAUCCAGAUGCCUCAAACAGUCCUGUCAGGUAUUCAAUAGAUCGAAACACAGACCUGGAAAGGUAUUUCAAUAUUGAUGCCAACAGUGGAGUCAUUACAACUGCCAAAUCUUUGGACAGGGAAACUAAUGCUGUUCAUAACAUCACAGUUUUGGCCAUGGAAAGUCAGAAUCCAGCACAGAUUGGGAGAGGCUAUGUAGCCAUUACAAUUCUUGACAUCAAUGACAAUGCCCCUGAGUUUGCCAUGGAAUAUGAGACAACUGUCUGUGAAAAUGCUCAGCCUGGUCAGGUGAUCCAAAAAAUUAGUGCAAUUGAUAAGGAUGACCCACCAAAUGGCCAUCAGUUCUACUUCAGUCUAACAGCAGAGGCAGCAAAUAACCACAAUUUUACAUUGCAGGACAACAAAGAUAAUACUGCGACAGUAUUGACCAAAAGAAAUGGGUUUCGAAGACAGGAGCAGUCUGUUUUCUACCUGCCAAUAUUCAUAGUGGACAGUGGAUCCCCUUCACUCAGUAGCACUAACACUCUCACCAUCAGGGUCUGUGACUGUGAUGCAGAUGGCAUUGCUCAGACAUGCAAUGCAGAAGCAUAUAUCUUGCCUGCAGGACUUAGCACUGGAGCCCUGAUAGCAAUUUUGGCUUGUGUCCUGACACUGCUAGUUCUCGUCUUGCUGAUUGUCACCAUGAGGAGACGGAAAAAAGAGCCCCUCAUUUUCGAUGAGGAGAGAGACAUCAGAGAAAACAUUGUCAGGUACGACGAUGAGGGUGGCGGAGAGGAAGACACGGAGGCCUUUGACAUGGCUGCCUUGAGGAACCUCAACAUCAUGCGCGACACCAAGGCCAGGAGGGACGUGACACCUGAGAUUCAGUUCCUGAGCAGACCAACUUUUAAAAGUAUCCCAGACAACGUGAUCUUUAGGGAGUUUAUCUGGGAAAGACUAAAGGAAGCAGACGUGGACCCCUGCGCGCCGCCCUACGACUCGCUGCAGACGUACGCCUUCGAGGGGAACGGCUCGGUGGCGGAGUCGCUCAGCUCUUUAGAUUCCAUCAGCUCAAACUCUGACCAGAACUACGAUUACCUCAGUGACUGGGGCCCUCGCUUUAAAAGGCUUGCAGACAUGUAUGGCACCGGGCCAGACUGCUUGUACUCCUAGCCUUGGAUCCUUUCUCUGAAAAUGCACUGAAGAAUAUUAAAACACAAAACCUAACAGACUGAGGAAAGUUGUAAAUAUUUCUCCAUUUUUAAAGUUUUAGGUUUUUUUGUUUGUGGUUUUUUUUUUUUUUUUUUUUUUUUUUUGGUUUUUGGUUUUGUUUUUUUUUGCCUUGAUGGAACAUAUCUUCAUUAGACUUGUCCUAGGGACUGCACUGACCAUGCAGAAUAUGAGCAUUUGGUGGCAUUUUUGAUAAAAUGGAAUGCUCAGCCACGUUCAAAUAGAUAGCAACCCUCGAAUACCUGCAGAGGCAACUCACUUUCAAGAGUAUGCUAUGCAGUCACCUCAGUGAUCUGGUGAUACUCUGUAGAAACCUUCACAGUAUUGCUAUAUAGAGAAUACAGAGUCUCUGUUUUAAGAAGAAAUAAAUUUUCAAAUGUACAACUCAGUAUUACAGUGCGUAGUAUUCACACAGGCAAGGUUUUGUUUAACAAAUUUUUUUACUGUGUGCAUACAGAAGGACUGAUGAAAACAAACAAAAGCCCAGGAAAUGUGGGGUUUUUUUUAUGUUUCUCCCUGUUUGUUGUCAGAGCUAUUUAAUUAGAAAUCAGUCUAAUUUUCCAGGUAGUUUUUGACAAUAAUUUUGAGAAAUGAUUGCUUGUACUAAGAAAUUCCACAGUGUGUCAUCACCUUACGAAGUAGAUUAAAAUCCACAUAAAAUGAUAAAUAUGGAGUUGUAGUCUUAUGGCUGGGAAGUUUUGUGAUGCCCAUGUAGGCAUAGAAAAGGUGUUGCUAUCUAUUUGCUGUUUUUUAUUCUCUCUUCUGAUUUGUACAGGAGAAUUUAUGCUUUUUUAUUAUUGUUUGACAUAAAGUGUUAUAUUUAUUUUGGAACUCCAAUCUCCACUAAAUUCAGGUCCAUUUUACUGUCUCAUGGUUUUAGACUUGUCAGAACAUGCUGAUUUUUCUCCAGUCUCAGAUAAAUGUAGGAAAUGAAGCAUGGAAGUGGAGAAAUUACACUAAACAAUGCCACCCGCCAUUCAUCUCACAGAAAGGAGAGCAGCUCCAAGGAUGUGCAGUUGUUCUUCUGAGCCAUUACAAAGUCUGAGACAUUUAAAGAAAACAUUUGUACAUUGAAUUUUUUGAAAGAUGACUGCAGAGGUAGCUGGGAGUGUCUUUAAUGCAAGAUUUAAUUUUCAAGGUUAAACACGCUAUGUGCUUCAAAGACUGUAAACACCUUGCUUUUCUCCUUCCACUUCUCUUUUGCUGCUGAUGAAUCACAGUCAAAGAUUUUUUCUAUUUUUUUCUUAUGUUAAGCAAAGUAAUACUAUUAAAUUCAGAAGUCAUCUUUAGAUCCUGCUGCACAUAAGUAUUAUUUCCUCAAGGUGUUAACACACUACACAUAAUUUCUAUGCUGGUUCAGGAGUGCCAAAACAGAAAGACAACUAUUGUUGGUUAAUAUACUGUAUCAUUUUGAAGUAGGAUUUCUUAGAAUAAGACAACUUUUUUAUGAUUCUGGCAAUAUUUAUACUUCAUCUUUCAUGAUUUAUUACUAGAUAAUAAGGCAUAUAUUCCAGUAAAAUAGUGGGUUUAGCUAUUAUUUCAGAUUUUUUUUUUGCUUUAGAUAAAAUGUAGAUGAGUUCCUAAAUUUGAGUGUGUUCCUGCAAACUUUUUCUUGUACCUAAUUUGAAAUUACUUGACCUGCCUGCAAAUAUUGAGAGGUACACAGAAUUGUUUACAGAAUUGUGUUUGUGAACAGAAGGUCCUCCACAGAGAUUGAUGCUCACUCUAAAAGUACGUCUUUCUGAGAGAAGGAUCAUUGUACUAAAAUCCUAAACUAUGAAUGAUGUGAGGCUGGGGGAUGGGAAAUUAUCAUUAAGGCUUUGUAAUUUUUGCAGCCCAGCAUUAUAAAUUUACUAUGUGAAAGUGGCCUUCAGCUCCAUCAGAAAAGAAAAACAAUUUUAAUCAUCUACAACAUACUUGAGUUACAUUUUAAUAGACAAUCAUUGUUUCAUAAUUCAGUAGAUUUGCUUCUAGUUGUACGAAAUAUAUAUAUAUAGGCUUAUAUAUAUAUAUAUAUGACAAAUUUUGUAAUGGAACUGACAGAUAUCGUCCAUGACUUUUAGUCAUACAUGUAAGAUUUUUC